UACGCCUUGCACGGAACGCUCCACAGAUCCGGGCCGUACUGAUAUCCAUAACCGGGUUUUCAUAGAUAAGCCAAGUGAAGUCUCCACCAUGAUAGUCGUUUUGGUUCUGCAGACCAAAUAUAACUUUUAAACCACGUGCAGCCAGGUGAAGGCUAAGGUCUGAUUAGGGCACAAUACUAGUUAAAAAGCCAGACAGCAACCCAUCGCGAGCUACGUGCUGCUUGGUUGACUUUUUCACCUCAUCAACUCAAGACAUUAUUGCUGUCUGAAUCGGCUUACCAGGCUUUUGACACGACUCACUGUAAAGAUGAUACUGCAGGUUGGAAGCAUGCGUGGCUCAGCUGUGGGGCUGCUGGCCGUGCGCCGAGCAUGCUUCCUGUCCCGCUGCACCCACAGCGCCCCCCCGGCGCUUCAAUACAAACCCAUCAAGAAGGUCAUGGUGGCUAACCGAGGUGAAAUCGCUAUUCGUGUGUUCCGGGCGUGCACUGAGCUGGGGAUCCGCACGGUGGCGGUGUACUCUGAGCAGGACACGGGCCAGAUGCACCGGCAGAAGGCAGACGAGGCCUAUCUCAUAGGGAAGGGCAUGGCACCUGUGGCAGCUUACCUCCACAUCCCAGACAUCAUCAAAGUGGCCAAGGAGAACGAUGUGGACGCCAUCCAUCCUGGCUACGGCUUCCUGUCUGAGCGGUCGGACUUCGCCCAGACGUGUGUGGAUGCAGGGGUUCGCUUCAUUGGCCCUGCUCCCGAUGUCGUUCGCAAAAUGGGGGACAAAGUGGAGGCCAGGGCGCUCGCCAUCCGCGCAGGGGUGCCAGUCGUACCUGGGACCGAUGCUCCCAUCGCCAGCCUCCACGAAGCCAAGGAGUUCGCCAACACCUACGGCUACCCCAUCAUCUUCAAGGCUGCGUACGGAGGAGGAGGGAGAGGCAUGAGAGUGGUGAAGGAGUAUGAGGAGCUGGAGGAGAACUUCCAGCGGGCGUACUCCGAGGCGCUGACGGCCUUCGGAAACGGGGCUCUAUUCGUGGAGAAGUACAUCGAGAAGCCCAGGCACAUCGAGGUCCAAAUCCUGGGCGAUAAGUACGGUAACGUGAUCCACCUCUACGAGAGGGACUGCUCCAUUCAAAGGAGGCACCAGAAAGUGGUUGAAAUCGCCCCGGCAACACAGCUGGACCCCCAUCUCCGAGACAGGCUCACUGCUGACUCUGUCAACCUAGCCAGACAGGUGGGCUAUGAGAACGCAGGGACUGUGGAGUUCCUGGUGGAUAAACAUGGCCGCUACUACUUCAUCGAGGUCAACUCCCGCCUACAGGUGGAACACACUGUGACCGAGCAGAUCACAGAUGUGGACCUUGUGCACGCCCAGCUGCGAGUGUGUGAGGGGCGGAGCCUGCCCGAACUGGGCCUCAAACAGGACAAGAUCCGGAUCAACGGCUUCGCCAUCCAAUGCCGCGUCACCACAGAGGACCCCGCCCGAGGCUUCCAGCCCGACACCGGCCGCCUGGAGGUAGGCCUUUCUCCAAGCAGUGCUCCCAGGCAGCGGCCUACCCCCCAUUACCUCCACCUUUCUCUGACUGUUUCGCCCCCUCCCCGGGCCAGUCCAACCCAGGGUUGGGAUCUUUAGAGUAUUGGGCUGUUU
Hypomesus transpacificus is the source of this 1633-nucleotide messenger RNA. Its product is annotated as pyruvate carboxylase, mitochondrial-like. The transcript is spliced from 9 exons. Gene Ontology annotation, biological process: pyruvate metabolic process; gluconeogenesis. Gene Ontology annotation, cellular component: cytoplasm. The record is from RefSeq and is a predicted model, not a curated record. Gene Ontology annotation, molecular function: pyruvate carboxylase activity; ATP binding; metal ion binding. Bases 308 to 1618 code for a protein of 436 amino acids. Lineage: Eukaryota; Metazoa; Chordata; Actinopteri; Osmeriformes; Osmeridae.